AUGGCAUUAACACCACAGGCAAGAUCACAUCCGUCGCCCGACAGCUUUCCCACGGCGCAGCUUUUCCUCCUAGCAAUAUGCCGGGUUGCAGAGCCUAUCGCCUUGACUUCUAUAUUCCCCUACUCGUGGGUGAUGGUCAAGGAUUUCCAUAUGGAUAAUGGCAACAAUGCCUCUUUCUAUGCCGGUAUUCUGAUUUCGGCAUUCUCGCUCGCAGAGGCUCUGACCGGUAUGUUCUGGGGUGCUCUUUCGGACCGCGUGGGCCGGAAGCCUGUCCUUAUAUCUGGCUGCGUCGGCACUAUGGCCUCUUUGAUCCUGGUGGGGAUGGCUCCGAACUUCUGGGUCGCGCUCGCCGGUCGAGCUCUUGGGGGAGCCUUGAAUGGGAACAUUGGAGUAAUUCAGACAAUGGUUGGUGAGCUUGUCAAGCGACCUGAACAUGAACCUCGAGCAUAUGCGAUCAUGCCUUUUGUUUGGUCAAUUGGAACGAUUAUCGGUCCAGCCAUUGGAGGCUUGCUAGCAAAGCCCACUGAGGGGUUUCCUACCCUGUUCCCAGUAGAUGGCCUCUUUGGACAAUUCCCUUACCUUUUGCCCAACCUCGUUUGCUGUGUCUUGCUUCUCUUUAGCAUUAUCGGUAGCUGGAUGUUCCUGCAAGAGACUCAUCCAGACAUGCAGCCUGGCGAGGCCCAUAGGCAUCUCGACCAAGCAGCUGAGCAGCCGCUCCUGGUUACAUCUGGUGCAACUGCCAAUGCUGGCGUGGACCUGCGGGCGGAGUCUUACGGGACUUUUAAUCGGGUUCACCUGCAUAAUGAUGAGAGUUGGAAUGUGCAAGCCGAUGGCUCCUCGCCCACGUGGAAGAAGUUACCAAAGCCCAAAGCUUUCACCUGGCGAGUUACCAUGCUUGUAGUUGCGUUGGCUAUCUUUACUUAUCACUCGAUGACAUAUGACCAUCUCUUGCCCAUUUUCUUACAGGAUAAGGACCCCCGAGGAUCGUCACAUUCACACCGCUCGCCCUUUGACAUCCCAGGCGGAGUCGGUCUUUCAACUCGAACUGUGGGUGUGAUCAUGUCCACCGAUGGCAUCAUCGCCCUCGUGAUCCAAAGCAUCAUUUUCCCCGUGCUGGCACAUUACUUGGGAAUCUGGCGGCUCUUUGUCGUCGUUACGGUGCUCCAUCCAAUCGCAUACUUCAUGGUUCCCUUCCUGGUCUUCUUGCCACGCCAACUUAUCUAUGUCGGUAUUUAUGCUUGUUUGACCGUUCGCAAUAUCCUGUCCAUUAUCGACUAUCCUAUCCUCUUGAUUCUCAUCAAGCAAGCUAGUCCCUCAGACUCCGCCAUGGGCAAAAUAAAUGGCCUCGCUGCUUCCGCUGGGGCUGCAUCUCGAACUCUCGCUCCUCCGAUCGCUGGCUUGCUUUACAGCUCUGGGGCUGAGAUUGGCUGCACUGCUCUUGCCUGGUGGGGGAGUAGUCUCGUUGCAUUAGUCGGCGCUUUACAGCUGUGGUUUAUCCAGCGCGAUAAACGUUCAUCAGCAACCGUGGAGCCAGCGGCUGUUUGUCAUUAUGUUGCUCUUCCAGAGCAGCCACACGAUGGCAUCGUUCAUAUCAUUGUCAAUGGAGAUGAUGCGCGCACCGAAGCGGUAAUGGUGUCGGACUAG
Messenger RNA from Penicillium samsonianum, 1644 nucleotides. RefSeq names its product MFS transporter. The record is from RefSeq and is a predicted model, not a curated record. The coding region runs from base 1 to 1644 and encodes 547 amino acids. The transcript has 4 exons. Gene Ontology annotation, biological process: transmembrane transport. NCBI's taxonomy places the organism in Eukaryota, Fungi, Ascomycota, Eurotiomycetes, Eurotiales, Aspergillaceae. Gene Ontology annotation, molecular function: transmembrane transporter activity.